Larimichthys crocea (large yellow croaker) is the source of this 2829-nucleotide messenger RNA. It is a transcript of the gene hadhab, whose product is annotated as hydroxyacyl-CoA dehydrogenase trifunctional multienzyme complex subunit alpha b. Bases 90 to 2378 code for a protein of 762 amino acids. Gene Ontology annotation, cellular component: mitochondrial fatty acid beta-oxidation multienzyme complex; mitochondrion. Lineage: Eukaryota; Metazoa; Chordata; Actinopteri; Sciaenidae. Gene Ontology annotation, biological process: fatty acid beta-oxidation. The transcript has 20 exons. The record is from RefSeq and is a predicted model, not a curated record. Gene Ontology annotation, molecular function: enoyl-CoA hydratase activity; long-chain (3S)-3-hydroxyacyl-CoA dehydrogenase (NAD+) activity; NAD+ binding.
GAAUGAUUCGGUUUUUCAAUGAUAGCACUUUGACAGGCUAACCCAGCUAGCGUCACUUCACUGCACACUGACUGACCUCCGCUCCCAAGAUGGCUGGUGUUCGAGCCCUUGGUGUUCUCUCCAGGUUGACAUCACGGAGAUAUGCUCUGUAUGCAGGCACCUAUCGUACCUUCUCAGUAGCUCCUGCAAUGUUAGCCCGCACCCAUGUGAACUAUGAAGUCAAGGGCGACGUUGCUGUCGUACGGAUCAAUGAUCCGAACUCCAAGGUUAACACACUGUCAAUCCAAAUGCAAAACGAGAUGGCAGAGGUGAUGAAUGAAGUGUGGGCCGACAACGCCGUUCAGAGCGCUGUCCUCAUCUCCUCAAAGCCGGGAUGCUUCAUCGCAGGAGCUGAUAUUAACAUGAUCCAGGCCUGUAAGAACGAAGAAGAGGUCGCCAAACUUUCUCAGGAAGGGCAGAAGAUGUUCGAGCGGAUCGAAAAAUCUCCCAAGCCCAUUGUCGCUGCCAUAAACGGCUCUUGUUUAGGAGGCGGUUUGGAGUUUGCCAUCGCCUGUCAGUACAGAGUUGCAACAAAGAGCAAGAAAACAGUUCUUGGUACUCCUGAAGUGAUGCUGGGUCUUCUUCCUGGAGCUGGUGGUACUCAGAGACUCCCCAAAAUGGUCGGUCUACCCAGUGCCUUUGACAUGAUGCUGACAGGAAGAAAUAUCCGAGCAGAUAAAGCCAAGAAGAUGGGGCUCGUUGACCAACUUGUAGACACUCUAGGACCUGGGCUGAAGAGUCCAGAGGAACGGACAAUAGACUACCUUGAGGAAAUUGCCAUUGAAUGUGCCAAAGGGAUCGUCAAUAAGACGAUUCCUCUCCGCAAAGAGAAAGGCAGGAUGCAGAAAAUUCAAGACUACAUUAUGAGUAUUGAGUUCGUACGGAAUCAAAUUUACAAAACUGUCCACGGUAAAGUUAUGAAGCAGAGCAAGGGACUGUAUCCAGCACCUCUGAAAAUAAUUGAAUGUGUGAAGACCGGAGUAGAACAAGGCCCCAUUGCUGGAUACUUAGCCGAGUCUCAGAAUUUUGGUCAGUUGGCAAAAACCUCAGAAUCAGCAGCUCUGAUUGGUCUCUAUCAUGGUCAAGUUGCAUGCAAGAAGAACCGCUUUGGAGCUCCCCAGAAAGAAGUGAAGACUCUUGCCAUCUUGGGAGCAGGUCUGAUGGGGGCAGGUGUUGCCCAGGUGACUGUGGAUAAAGGUGUGCACACAAUCCUGAAGGACACCACUCUGGAAGGACUGGGCAGAGGAGAACAGCAGGUUUACAAAGGGCUUAACGACAAGACCAAAAAGAAGAGCAUCACGUCGUUUCAGAGAGACUCCAUACUGUCUAACUUGACUGGACAAGUGGAUUACAGCGGCUUUGAAAAGGCGGACAUGGUUAUCGAGGCUGUGUUUGAAGAUAUUAAAAUCAAGCAUGCCGUCCUGAAGGAGGUGGAGGCUGUUGUUCCCCCUCACUGCAUAUUUGCCAGCAACACAUCUGCUCUGCCCAUCAAGAAUAUUGCUGCUGCCAGCAAGAGACCAGACAAGGUGAUCGGAAUGCACUAUUUCUCUCCAGUGGACAAGAUGCAGCUCCUUGAGAUUAUAACCACUGAUCAGACGUCAAAGGACACCACAGCCUCUGCUGUGGCAGUCGGUCUGAAGCAAGGGAAAGUCAUCAUUGUUGUCGGGGAUGGACCUGGGUUCUACACAACAAGGUGUCUGGGUCCCAUGAUGGCUGAAGUAAUACGGUUACUUCAGGAAGGAGUGGACCCCAAGAAGUUAGACGGUCUUACCACAGGCUUUGGCUUCCCUGUGGGUGCAGCCACGCUGGCCGAUGAAGUCGGUAUUGAUGUCGCCGCCCACGUGGCCGAGGACCUCAGCAAAGCUUUUGGCCCCCGCUUUGGCGGUGGAAACGCGGAGGUUCUGAAGACCAUGGUGGACAGAGGAUUCAAGGGCCGCAAAUCAGGAAAGGGUUGCUACGUCUACCAGCCAGGACUCAAGACCAGAGAGGUCAACCCAGAUAUUGGAGAAAUCCUUGAGAAAUACAGAUUGAUACCAAAUCCUGCUGUGUCAUCAGAUUCUGACGUGCAGUACAGACUCAUCUCUCGAUUCACCAACGAGGCCGUGCUCUGUUUGCAAGAGGGCAUUCUGAACAGCCCGCUGGACGGAGACAUCGGGGCAGUGUUUGGCCUGGGAUUCCCUCCCUGCCUCGGAGGACCUUUCCGCUUCAUCGACAACUUCGGUGCGGACAAGCUGGUGGAGAAGAUGAGGCGGUUCGAAGCCGUCUACGGAGCUCCCUUCACGCCGUGCCAGCUCCUACUGGAUCACGCCAAGGAUCCCAGCAAGAGGUUUCACAAGUGACCGACCCCACCGCGUGUGCCUGUAGCGUUCGAUUGAACUCCAGCCGCUAGAAUGUGCAUUUAUUUACGUUUAUAUCACGAGUGGGCGGGCAAACAUAACUCAACGUGCACUCGGUUUACAGUUCAUUGGGUACACCUAGCUAAAUGGAACGCAGCCUGCAAUAAAUCCUACUAUCAUGCAGUGUUCAGUUUCUGUUGUUUGUGUUUAUACUUACUGAUAUAAAGGGGGUGGAGAGGAAGCCUCAGAUUUAUUGGCAGGACUGACCUAUUAGAUUUAGAUGGAUGGACCCAAUGAACCGGCAACUGAGCGUCUGAUCAACAGAAAAUGUUUUUUUUUUUCUUUUUGUACUUUAACAUUAUUGAUUUAUUUGAUGUAUAGAUCGAAGAGCAGAUGGAGGCUAAUUGUUCACACUGUAGAUGCAGAAGAAUUAAAUUAUUUUCCAACUGGCAAA